GUCGCCAAAGGAGGCUUCCGCGAGGCUCGGGGCUUCCGGAACCCUGCCGGGCGGAAGACCCAGGCUCAUCUUCCCACGCUGGCACCGGGGUGACGGCGGCGCCGGCGUGGUGGAGGCGGUGGCAGUGAGGGAGGGGCGACAGCGGACGUCGCCGAGGCCGGAGAUUCCAAGCCAACCCUGAACUCCGGUCCCGCGCUCAGGUGGAGAACAUUCUCUACCCACCAUUUGAGCAGACAGCCCAUCUGAGUGACAGCACAGAGCCCUGGCUGCCAGCCCACCCUACCCACCUGAGACAAGUACCUGGGAUCCCUUUAGGGAGCUGACCAGGCAACAGAUUCAGGCCUGUGGGCGCACCCUGCUGCAGCCAUGGCCCUGGUCAGCAUCAACGAGCUGCCGGAGAGCAUCCUGCUGGAGCUGUUCACGCACGUGCCAGCCCGCCAGCUGCUGCUGCGCUGCCGCCUGGUCUGCAGCCUCUGGCGGGACCUCAUUGACCUGGUGUCGCUCUGGAAGCGCAAGUGCCUGCGCGAGGGCUUCAUCACCGAGGACUGGGACCAGCCGGUGGCCGACUGGAAAAUGUUCUACUUCCUGUGCAGCCUGCGCCGGAACCUUCUGCGCAACCCGUGUGCGGAAGAGGAUUUGAGAUCGUGGCGAAUUGACUCCAAUGGGGGAGACCGCUGGAAGGUGGAAAGCCUCCCUGGAGACAAUGGGAAGAAUUUUCCUGAUCCCAAAGUCAAGAAGUACUUUGUCACAUCCUACGGCAUGUGCCUCAAGUCCCAGGUGGUGAACCUCAAGACUGAGGGCUACUGGGAGGAGCUAAUGGACACACUUCGGCCUGACAUCGUGGUCAAGGACUGGUUUGCAGCCAGAAGAGACUGUGGCUGCACCUACCACAUCCGGGUGCAGCUGACCUCAGCCGACUACAUUGUCUUGGCCUCCUUUGAACCCCCACCUGUGACAAUCCAACAGUGGAAUGAUGCUAUGUGGACAGAGGUCUCCCACACCUUCUCAGACUACCCUCCAGGCGUCCGCCACAUCCUCUUCCAGCACGGGGGCCAGGACACCCAUUUCUGGGCAGGCUGGUACGGGCCCCGGGUCACCAACAGCAGCGUCAUCAUCAGCCAUAAGAUGACCAGAAACCCGGCCCCCACUGCAGCUCAGCCAGAGGCAGGGCAAGGGCAGAAGGAAGCUGGCCAUCAGUCCUCCCCCUUUCAUCUCCACAGUCCCUUCUGACACUCCGUCCUCUGACAGCCACUCAUCCAUCCUCUCCCUGAUCAGCCAAAGGUCCCUCCAGGCAAGCGUUAAGCCUGGAGUGGGCAGUGAACUCCUUAAGGAUCCCAGGGAGUUCCUGCCCAGUAUCAACCUUGGGCAAACCCGCCAGCUCCUGGUCUCUUAACUGCUACAUAGCUCUGUUUUGUCACA
This is a messenger RNA of Nycticebus coucang (slow loris), 1419 nucleotides long. RefSeq names its product F-box only protein 6-like. Gene Ontology annotation, cellular component: SCF ubiquitin ligase complex; endoplasmic reticulum quality control compartment; cytoplasm. Gene Ontology annotation, biological process: SCF-dependent proteasomal ubiquitin-dependent protein catabolic process; glycoprotein catabolic process. The transcript has 7 exons. The record is from RefSeq and is a predicted model, not a curated record. Lineage: Eukaryota; Metazoa; Chordata; Mammalia; Primates; Lorisidae. Gene Ontology annotation, molecular function: protein binding; ubiquitin protein ligase activity. The coding region runs from base 367 to 1230 and encodes 287 amino acids.